This is a messenger RNA of Cutaneotrichosporon oleaginosum, 474 nucleotides long. RefSeq lists its product as uncharacterized. Lineage: Eukaryota; Fungi; Basidiomycota; Tremellomycetes; Trichosporonales; Trichosporonaceae. The record is from RefSeq and is a predicted model, not a curated record. Gene Ontology annotation, biological process: mitochondrial electron transport, ubiquinol to cytochrome c.
ACGCCGAGGCACCUGAGGAGGAGGAGCAGGAGGCCCCCGCCGACGACGUCGAGGAGGAGUCCGCUGAGGACGCCGAGGAGGACGAGGAUGAGGAGGACGAGGAAGAGCCCGAGGACGUAAGUCAGCCCCGUUAACCCGACCGACAGCGGCAUUGCGUCAGCGAGUGGCACGCGCGCGGUCCAAAGUGUUCACGACCAGUGAAUGCGGGGCGCGCCAUGCCUUGAGCCGCUGCGCUGAAGGUCCCAACGCUGACAUGAAGCAAGCACCCGCUAUCCGUGAGGACUGCGAGGCCAACGAGUGCCAGGACGCCGCGAAGCACUUCAAGCACUGCGCCGACAAGAUCGAGGCCGGUAAGGGCUGGGAGGGUGAGGACUGCGUUGAGGAGCUGUUCCACGUGAUGCACUGCGUCGACGCCUGCGCCGCCCCCAAGCUCUUCAAGAAGCUCGCCUAAGCAGCCUUAGGACUAGAGUGGGA